AUGAUCACGAUAUCUAUCAUGAUAUCUAUCUAUCUUCAGUCUGUUCAUAUCUAUCUAUCUAUCUAUCUAUCUAUCUAUCUAUCUAUCUAUCUUCGUUCGUUCGUUCUUCAGCUUCUUUUCUUCUUUUUCUAUUCGUGUCAGUCUCAGCUUAUUUUUUCCCUUUUUUCUCGUUUUUUUUUUCUCUUUCUCCUGAUUUAUUUUCUUGUACCAGUUUAUUCUCCUUUGAUCUUUUCCCUCAGUUUCCACUUCGUCCUCUGCUAUUUUCUUCUUAAACCUUGCCUUUUUUUCUUAUUAUCAGUUGUUUCGUUUUCUUCUUUUUCAUCGGUUACCUUGUUCUUGGCCAUGUCCUUUGAUGUCGACAUUGUUAUCUCUUUGAUAUUCUUUCUUUCUUUCUUUCUUUCUUUCUUUCUUUCUUUCUUUCUGUCCCUUUCCUUUUUUCCUUCUUUCUUUCUUUCUUUCUUUCUUUCUUCCUUUCUUUACGUACUCAUUUCCUUUCUUUGUUUCUUUGUUUCUUUCUUUCUGCCGUUUUACUUUCUUUCUUUAUAUAAACCAUUAAGCUUUCCUUUUUUUUUCUUUCUUGCUUUCUUUCUUUCUUACUUUAUUGCAUUUCUUUUUUUCUUUCUUUCUUUAUGGCUUUUCUUUCUUUCUUUCUUUCUUUCUUUCUUUAUGGCUUUUCUUUCUUUCUUUCUUUCUUUUGUGACUCAUUUAGAUUUCAUAACCUGCGUGUUUCUUGAAUUCUUGAAAUAUCUUGAUAAUAUUACCAUUAACAUUACCAUCCAAAUAUAUAUUUAUAUGUCUCUCUUUUUCUGUUUCUAUCUAUCUAUCUAUCUAUCUAUCUAUCUAUCUAUCUAUCUAUCUAUCUAUCUAUCUAUCUAUCUAAUUUUGUCCCUUCAUAUCUAUCUAUCUAUCUAUCUAUCUAUCUAUCUAUCUAUCUAA
Molecule: messenger RNA, 936 nt
Organism: Acanthosepion pharaonis
Lineage: Eukaryota; Metazoa; Mollusca; Cephalopoda; Sepiida; Sepiidae
Source: the annotation of a GenBank genome assembly